GAUGAGGUAAUCGGGGUAAACAGAUAAGAUGGCGACUUGUGUCGCCGGGGAGCGGCUGCCGAGCCCGACCGGGACGAAGGCCAGGAGCGGCAGUGAAGCCGGGCACGUAAAUCGAGACCGCCGCGGCGAGAAGUUGACUGAUUUGCCCACUGAGUUAUUGGAACACAUUUUGUGUUUGCCCGUGCUCGACCACGUCGACAUUUGUAAUGUGUCCUGCUGCUGCCUCCGCCUGCGCGACGUUUGCCACGGCCGAGGAAAGGUGUGGGGGCACCAGUAUAAACUCAGAUGGCCGCGGUUGCAGAGGUUUUAUCCGCAGAACGAGAGCUGCGACUGGCUGCUCGAGUACAAAUCGCGCCAUCGGGUGGGCAUCCAAAUCCGGAGGACGGUGGAGUCCAUCUCCCAGCGCUUCUUCAUGGAAGUGCCAUGCAUCGGCCAGGUGCUGGGCGACACUUUUGCGGAGAUUGAAUCGCUGGGGUUGCCUGAACAUUUCUGCGAGGAUGAGCUGCUCUUUAUCCUCGAGGCUGAUAAGAGGAAAAGCCUGACGCUGAAGUACUACGCAAAGAAGAUCCUUUACUUCCUGAGACAACAGAACAUUCUGCACGCUCUCAAGAGCUUCCUGGAGCAGCCGCCCGAGCAGCAGUCGGCGCUCGCAGGUGCCGUCCUGGUGGACCAAUACUGUAACCCGCUGGCCGAUGUCACGUCGGACGGGAUCUCGGCGCAGCUGGACGACAUCGCCGAGAAGGUCAAGAAGACGCUGCGGGUGAAGAAUCCAUCCCACCCUAGCCUUUGCGUGGCUCCAGGGGGCAAGCGUCUUCCGCUGCAGGACUUUGAGCUCCAGCGGCAGGUCCUCUGCGCCCUCAAUGACGUCUUGUACGACCAGCUGCAGUUCAAGGGCGACCAAGUGGACUACUACAACCCGCUCAACUCUUACAUCCACCAGGUGCUGCUCCGCCGCAAGGGCAUCCCCAUAAGCCUCUCGGUGCUCUACAUGACGCUGGCCCAGAGGUUGGGCGUCAAGCUGGAGCCCGUCAACUUCCCCAGCCACUUCCUGCUGCGCUGGUGCCAAAGCGGCGAACAAAGGAGCGACGACAUCUACGACUACGUGUACGUCGACGCUUUCGGCAAGGGCAAGCAGAUGACGGCCAAAGAGUGCGAGUACCUCAUCGGGCACCAGGCCAGCGCCAACUACUACACCGGCAUCGGUACCGUCGACGUGCUGCUCAGGAUGGUGGGAAACCUGCUCAACAUCGGGAAAAGAGGGGAAAUCAACGAGAAGUCUUACCAGCUCCUGAGGGACACCCUGGACCUUUUCCUCACCAUCAACCCCGACAACGUUCCCUACCUUCUGCUCCAGGCCAGGCUUUAUUUCCACCUCGGCAUCUGGCCCGAAAAGGUUCUAGACAUCCUACAGCACAUCCAGGCGCUGGACCCGUCCCAGCAUGGCGCAGUGGGCUACCUGGUGCAGCACACGCUGGAACACAUCCAGCACAUGAAGCACCCCCCCGCCCCCGAAGUGAAGCAGCGCGGAGCGGCCGACCAUCGGGAGGUCCGCUACUCCGUGGGCCUGGUCAUGAAACACAAGAGGUCGGGUUACAACUGCGUCAUCUACGGCUGGGAUCCCAAGUGCACCAUGAGCCAGGAGUGGAUCACCACCAUGAGGGUCCACCAGCUGCCUGAUGGCGCAGAGCAGCCUUUCUUCAACGUCCUGGUGCAGGACGGCACCUGCCGAUACGCCGCGCAAGAGAACCUGGAGCUCCAUCCAGCCCCCCUGGAGAUCGGGCACCCUGAGGUGGGUCGCUACUUUUGCGAGUUUGCCCACACGCACUACGUUGCCAACGAUGAGCUGCGGACGCGCUACCCCGAUGACCCGGACCACACAGAGGAGACAACGCGCCACUUCUACCCGCACGUGCGCCCGCCCACACCCUUGUAGCCACAACAUUAGCCGUUCGCUCACGUCCAGCAGGGAGAUUUAAAAGAAAAAAAAAAGUCACCGGCCACUUUAUUAGGUACACCCACAAUGGCUCAUGCAAAGUUUUUUUUUGUUUGAUUGUUUUAAAGGAUUGGGUUUUGACCCUCUUGUGUAGAGAACCAAGGCAGCCAAAUUAUUAGAAACAUCAACCAACUAGCAGUAAUCAUUCAUAUUUAACAUUUGUGUCGUGUGUGCAUGUGCCAGUUUUGCAUUCAUUCUGGUGUACUGCGUUAUGACGUAGGACACUCGGAAUGAAAUUUUUUAAAAAAGAAAUCUAACCAUAUUUUCAAAUGUACUCUACUAAAGCAAAUACAAAAAAAGAUUCAUGAGAAAAAUACAAAAAUCCAGUCAUUGUCUUGUCAUCCUGAAGGGUAAAUUCUAAUUAUUGUGUAAUUAAUUCUCUAACUUAAAAGGAGAGACAAAGUUAACUUUUGAAGCCAAGAAGAUUAACAGUAAAUUUAGGAUGGUAACGACCCGUCAAAAAGAACUAAACUAUUCAAAUGAUUUAAACCACUAAGUGGGGUUACAUAAUAUGAGCGCUCUAAUCGAGAAGGGGGAUUGGAAUGAGACUGAGGAAAUAUUGUUCUUACCUGAAGGUUAUUUAUUACUAAGUGUCUGUUAUUUGUUCCUCAAGUAAAUUAUUUUUAUAUAAAAACCUACCUGUACUCUG
This is a messenger RNA of Syngnathus typhle (broad-nosed pipefish), 2642 nucleotides long. RefSeq names its product F-box protein 21 (gene fbxo21). NCBI's taxonomy places the organism in Eukaryota, Metazoa, Chordata, Actinopteri, Syngnathiformes, Syngnathidae. Bases 29 to 1933 code for a protein of 634 amino acids. The record is from RefSeq and is a predicted model, not a curated record. The transcript is spliced from 12 exons. Gene Ontology annotation, molecular function: DNA binding; protein binding.